AUGCAGGGUGCGGGGGAAGCGUCCAGGAGCCACGGCGCCUGUCAGCUUCCUCACACGGCGGUCCCGGGGAGCAGCUUCCUCACACGGCGGUCCCGGGGAGCCGGCCCUGCACCGCGGCGGCGGCCGGCCUUCGGGAAGACGGAGAGCCGCCGCCGGAGUCUGGCACAGGCGGCUCCUCGGGCACCAGCGCGCGGCCCUCCCCUCGCACCCCAUUGGGCCCUCGGCACCACGUGA
Messenger RNA from Rangifer tarandus platyrhynchus (Svalbard reindeer), 234 nucleotides. NCBI's taxonomy places the organism in Eukaryota, Metazoa, Chordata, Mammalia, Artiodactyla, Cervidae. The record is from the annotation of a GenBank genome assembly.